Molecule: messenger RNA, 285 nt
Organism: Gongylonema pulchrum
Lineage: Eukaryota; Metazoa; Nematoda; Chromadorea; Rhabditida; Gongylonematidae
Source: the annotation of a GenBank genome assembly
AUGGAGCGCCGUGUCCACAAUAUCUUACAACGGGCUAUGUUUUAUCAAGCACAUAUUGUGGUCGGACAGGCAGAAGCGAUUAACCGUAGCAGACGUCGCCCGCUUCCAGGAUCUUCAGUUUCCGAUGAACAGCUGGAAGCCAACCGAUUUAUGUCUCUGUUUAGUGGUCCGUACAUUUCCAAUUCUUUAUUUCCUGUCAGUCGGAAUUCCAGGAUGGAGAGCAAUUUUCGUUCAGGAUCAGGAGGUGGAACGGAAGAGAUCCAGCUGGAUGGAAGGUUGGACUAG